AAGUGGGUCUUUUGGAAGCUCAGUCGGAAUAUAAAAACUCCCUUCACAACAUUAGGGCACCCGAAACCCUUGAAAGACCAGAGAGACUGAGACCCACUAGUCCUUGUGAGCUUCGAGACCAAUGUCGUCCUUCACUGCCAUUAGGAUUUUCAGAGGCUGCCGUGCUCUCCUGGCGCCGGCCAAGUCCUCCACUUCCACGGCCGGAACCGCCGUCAAGGUCGCCGCUGCCGCACCAAAAUCGAAGGCGAAGGCGAAGCCCAAGCCCAAAGCGGAAGCCGACGCGAUCAAGCCGAAGAGAAACGUCAACAGGAACGCCGGCAUUCUGAAGCCGACUCCGAUCUCUCCAGCUCUCGGCAGCUUUCUCGGCGGCGCCCCUGAGUCCUCGCGCGCCGAGGCCGUGAAGCAGAUCUGGAGCCACAUCAAGCUCCACAACCUGCAGAAUCCUGCCAACAAGAGGGAGAUCAUUUGCGAUGACAAGCUGAAGGAGUUGUUUGAAGGGAAGGAAAAGGUCAACUUUUUGGAGAUUGGGAAGUUGCUUUCGCGUCAUUUUGUGAAGGCUGAGUGAACGGGGAUUUAGUGAUUAACUUCUUUUGGGUAAUGUAAUGUCCGCAUCCUUCUUUUGAGACUACUCUGCAAGUAGGGGAUUUGCUAAUUGAUAUUUAGCUGGUGCAUGUAUAAAGUAACUAGGUAAAACAUUAGAUUAGAUUAUGUUCAUGUGAUUUUCUCUUAUAUCAGUUUCACUUAUGCAUUUGGCUGUGGUGGAGACCUUUUCAAUGA
Rosa rugosa (rugosa rose) is the source of this 777-nucleotide messenger RNA. Its product is annotated as upstream activation factor subunit spp27. Lineage: Eukaryota; Viridiplantae; Streptophyta; Magnoliopsida; Rosales; Rosaceae. The transcript is spliced from 2 exons. Gene Ontology annotation, cellular component: nucleus. The coding region runs from base 122 to 565 and encodes 147 amino acids. The record is from RefSeq and is a predicted model, not a curated record.